CCUGCAUGUCGCGCAUGCAAAUCUCUAGACCUGUCAUGCAACGCAGAUCUCUGAGUCAGAAUGCAGCGAUGGGCAACGUCCCUCAUCCGUUCCCCUCAAUCACGUCACAAAAAGGCAUGCAUGUGCUCGCCGGAAAAAGACACCAAAUGGUCAGUCAGUGAUGCAGUCAGUCAGUCAGUUGCCUGACCGCAGGAAUGAGCCCCUGAUCAUGUCGACUCCCUUCCGAAUGAAGCUCCGUUCGUCCUCGUUCGACCGCCGCUGCUUCUUGCUGGCCUCCUGCGCCUUCUUCUCCUCCUUCUCUUGCUUGUACUUCCCCAGACGAGCAGAAAACAGCGCCUCGUUGUACAUGGCAACUUCACACACAGUCGUACAAAGAGAGGUUUGUGACGCGCGAAUGGAUGUCGGUGGCUGAGUGUGAUGUGCUGCCUACUAGGGCCAAGAUGCCUCGAGUGCGCUGGGAGAGAAGGAAUCCGAGAGCAUACAUGAGCAUGGACAAUCAAUGGAUGGAUGGAUUGGAUGAUUGGAUGUGCGUGUGCGUAUGGGUGCACAUACCGAGGAGCAUCGAGCUGGGUUUGAGGAAGCUGAGGCAGGGCUGGUAGGUCCCUGGGGGCUUCUGGCCAGCAUCCGUGUGCCCAAGAAUCGUCCCAUGCUUCUCCUCGACAUACCCUCGAGAAACUGACACCAAACGAACAAGGCAGCCAGCCAAAGAUGAGUGCACGAAUGGACCAACAUGCACCGAUGCCAUCUCACCUGUCCUCUCCUUGCCCUGCCUCUUCUGGGCAGCUUCCUUCUUCUCAGCGGCGAUCUUGUGCUGAAAGGACUCGUAGCACUCGCCCACCACACCGAUGAUCCUGUGCUUGAUGGCGUCGUCGAUGGGCUUCUUCGACGUGCAGAUGAGCCACUGGUCGUGGUCCCCCUCCCCCCGGAUGGCGAAUGCGACGCUUCCCUUGAAGGCCCGUUUGAGGCUCUUGGCGAUGCCCAGCUGGAAGUCCUUCCGGCGCUCUGACGGCACGCCAUCGGCAGGCGGCAAAUAGAGGCUCUCCUGAUAGUUGCCGACGGGUGCGGGGAACUCCACUGGGCGUGUCAGCCUGCUGGCCAGUUCAGCUGCCUGCGCACGGAUCUUGUGGUUAUGGAAUUCUUCGGCAAGCAUCCUCAGGGGGUCGAUGAUGUUACUCUCCAUCUGCAGCUCCGGCAGGAUGAACUCUGCAAGGGCCUCCAGGAUCGCCACAGCCGCAGUGACCGCGUGAUCGCCGCCCCUGAGCCACGCCGGGAUGUGCAUCACUAUCACGGGCAGCUGUCCGCGGAUCUCCUGCACCGUUUGAUGGAGCACGGCAGGGUCUCCGCAUCGCUUGCUUUCGACGAGAGUGGCGACUCUCUCCUUGACCCACGCUAUCCUCUCUUGCUCGGCCUGUUGGUCCGCAUAGGAGGUCGAGGAUGCACCCGGCAUGGUCCCGCUGAUGAGUCGCCUCACCGAUCUUGACGUCAGCUCAUCUUCGGGGAUUUUUACUGGAUUACCUCACGUGCUCCUGCUCCAUGGCACGUGGCGAGAGGAGCGAGAGGACUUGAUCACACUG
Messenger RNA from Vitrella brassicaformis, 1574 nucleotides. The record is from the annotation of a GenBank genome assembly. NCBI's taxonomy places the organism in Eukaryota, Vitrellaceae.